This is a messenger RNA of Prunus dulcis (almond), 528 nucleotides long. Its product is annotated as TMV resistance protein N-like. The transcript has a single exon. Gene Ontology annotation, biological process: signal transduction. NCBI's taxonomy places the organism in Eukaryota, Viridiplantae, Streptophyta, Magnoliopsida, Rosales, Rosaceae. Bases 1 to 528 code for a protein of 175 amino acids. The record is from RefSeq and is a predicted model, not a curated record.
AUGGAUUCCAAUAUCACCACUGAACUAGUAGCCUCUUCGCCUUCUCCUUCCACCAAUUCCUGGAAAUAUCAUGUCUUUCUUAGUUUUAGGGGUGAGGAUACGCGCUACAGCUUUACAGACCAUCUGCACAGCAGUUUGCUAAGCAGGGGAAUUAACACCUUCAGGGAUGAUGAUCAACUCGAAAGAGGACAAGAUAUAUCAAGGGAGGUUUAUCAAGCAAUUAAAGAGUCAAGGAUUUCUAUCAUCCUAUUCUCUGAAAACUAUGCCUCAUCAACUCGGUGCUUGGAAGAGCUUGCUAAGAUUAUUGAAUUUAAGAAUUCACAGGACCAAAUUGUUAUCCCGGUUUAUUACAAAGUGGACCCUGCAAAUGUAAAAAAGCAAAUGGGCGCUAUUGGUGAAGCAUUUGCUCACCAUGAAAACAAAUUCAAGGAGAAUUUGGAGAUGGUAGAGCGAUGGAGGGCGGCUCUUACGGAUGCAGCAAAUUUGCCUGGGAUGAAUUUUAACAAUUAUGAGUACGUAUAUUUCUAA